UUUGCCCCCCCGCCCUCUCCCUCUCUAUCUCUCUCCCCAUACUCCUCUGUCCUUUCUGCAAAUAACUCUCUCUGCACUGUGUAGUAGACAGAGAAAGUGAAAGAGAAAGCGAAACCGCCGGUAGAGGAGGAGGGGCCUGCUGAAACCCUAGAAGAAGAAGUCGAAGCGCUCCGUCUCCAUGGAGAAUCUCUCGCACUCCCUUUCCAAGAAAACAUACAAUGGCAAUGGCUUCGGGGCGGCCAAGACCGCGUACGACGACGUCUUCGGCGGCCCGCCCAAGUUCGGAGUCCCCACUCUCUCCCCACGGCUCGAGGACUACGCCGAGAUUUUCGGCGGCUUUCACGCCUCCCGGGGCUCCUCGUCUAUUCCGGUGCUGGAUCUGCCUCCGGUCGACGCCGCCGUCUUUUCCUUCGAUGUCCGGAGCUCCCACUUCGACUACUCCGAAGUGUUCGGCAGCUUUGACGGUCUGGAUUUCGCUGUUCCGUUCGAGGAAUUGCUCUACCAGUCCAAGGCUACCUACGAUUCCUCCGACGAAGCAUGGACUCCAGCUCAGAGUGAAUCUUUGUCAGAUGAGUCUGACCCUUCUGCUUGUUCAGAAAGGAAUGGAAGCUUGUCAAAUGAGGAAUCCUAUCAGUCAUGUAAUGGCACUAAGCAGUUCAAUGUCUCAUAUAACAAGUCUAGUGAAAGAAGCAAGGAAGAUAUGUCAAACAGGGUGGCCCAUGUAACUCAACUGCAUGCUGUCCCUGGAUUCACUUAUAUUGUUAAUGAAACUCCUUCAGAGACAAUGAAGGAUAAGAAUACACAAUCUCAAGUAACUUCUGAUCGAAAUCCAACUGUGAAUUUUAGUGGGGAACUAGCAGAAGGAAAGCGACUAAGGAAAACUAUGUCACACCCUUCAAACAGUAGUUUUGGAAUGCAGACCCAGGGACCUGAAAUCCAAUCUAUGGGAUCUGGCAAACCAGCUUCUUAUAAGAAUGAAGCAUUUGUAACCAUAUCUGAUAUCAACCUAAGGACUCAGCCUUCACAAUUGCCACCACCUGCGCGGCCACCACCUGCUUUAGGAGUGAAAGAUGGAGUUCCUUACAGAGAAAAAUCAAAGCUCAAAGCUUCUAAAAGUUUUGCAUUUGGAGAGACGGCCGGUGAUAGCUCCCCACCUUUCUUUGAUGUAGAGGUAGAUGCAAGCUCUUCUGCUGCUGUCUCUGCCGCAGCAGUUAAAGAUGCAAUGGAGAAAGCUCAAGUAAAGCUAAGAAGUGCAAAAGAAUUGAUGGAGAGAAAGAAGGAGUCUCUUCAAAAUCAUACAGAUGUGUGUUUGAGUAAUAAUGCAAAAGAAAAGGAGGGAAAAGCAGGCAAGGCACUUGAAGUUUCCAACUCUUUUGAAGAUGAGAAAGUGCAUGGAACCUGUGAAAGAGAUCAUAGUGGACUGAGAACUUUUACCUCGGAGGAAAGACAGAAAACAAUGAAGAAACCAGAAGUUAUUUCAGAUUCAAGUAAAAGGGAAGAACAUAUAAAUGAGGUUAAAACAUCUGAAAAUAAAAAGCUUGGAAAGGAGCAUAUCUCAUCUCAAGAAUUUAAUAAAACUAAUGCAACUGUUGCAUGGGUGGAAGCUGCAGAAUUUUAUGAAGUAGUUGAAACAAAUGGACCAAGAAAGAUCUUUGAGCAAGCAAAAGAUCGAACAUUUUUAGUGCAAAAUACAAACUUUCACGAUAGAAGGUCACCCAGAGGAAAUGAAGAGAGAAAAGUGACUGCAGCAUCUCGACAGCAAGGAAAGGAGGAUGGUGAAAUAAAAUCUGAUAUGGAGGCUUGCGAGCAUGAUGAAAACAAGAGAAGGCCCAAAGGAAAUGAAGAGUCGAGCAGGCUAGGGGAGCAUCAAGAAAAUGUGAAAGUGAAGCAAGAGGUUUGUAAACUGGAAAAGAAUGGAAAGAAGACAAGAAUGGCCCAGCAGCAUGAAAACUUUGAGGACUUAGUAGCUGAAGCUUAUAAAUGUGAAGAGAGUGAUAACCUGGCAGAAGUUCAGCAGAAAGACAAUGUAAUGGAAGUUGAAUUAGAGGAGGCUAAAGAACAAAUAGAUGGCAAAAGACACAAGGAUGCUCGUGACAGAGAAGAAAAUGAAAGUAGACUGAAAGAAACUCUUGAGAGGGAAAGAUAUGAGAAAAGUCGCAAAGCGGCUAUUGAGCAAGCAGAAACUGAGAAAAGACUAAAGAAAGCCCUGGACCAAGAAGAAAAGGAGAAGCAACAACGUGAAGCUUAUGAAAGAAAAGAGGAGAAGAGACUUAAAGAGAUACAUGAAAGAGAAGAGAAUGAGAGGAGACUUAAAGAGGCAUGUGAAAGAGAAGAGAAUGAGAAGAGACUUAAAGAGGCAUGUGAAAGAGAAGAGAAUGAGAAAAGGCUUAAAGAGGCACAAGAGAGAGAAGAGAACGAGAAGAGACUUAAAGAGGUGCGUGCAAGAGAAGAGAAUGAGAAGAGGCUUAAGGAGCCUCUUGGGCAGGAAGAGAAUAAGAAGGAACUAAAAAUGGAUAUUGAGAAUGAUGAUUGGGAAGUGCAUGGAAAGAUGCUGGAAAUUACUCUAAAGCAGGAAGAGAAUGAUAAAAGACUAAAACUGGCCCAUGAAAGAGAUGAAAAUCAGAAUAGGAUUGCAGAGGAUCGUAAAUGGGAAGAGAUUGAGAAGAAUUUGAGUAGUACUCUUCAGCAGGGAGAAAAUGUUAAUGAACAGAAAGAGGGUCAUGAAAGAGAAGAAAAUGAGGAAACACUAAAUGGUGCUUGUAAAAGGCAAGUAAAUGAGAGUAGACUUAAAGAGACCUGGGAACAAGAACAAAAUAAGAAACCACUGCAGGAAGCUUAUGAAAGAGAAGAGAGUGGGAAGAGAUCAAAAGAGGCUAUCAGGCAGAAGGAAAUUGAGAAAAGAUCUGAAGAGUUUAAUAAGAGUAAAGAAGCUCAGAAGAAGAUUGAAGAUGUAGGCUAUUCGGAAGAACUUAAGAAAGAAAGGAAAGACAAUGAGAAAAAUGAGAGGGAUGAAAAUGAAAGGAAACUAAAAUCUGAUCGAGGAGCUUUUGUGCACAAGACUUUUAAGGCACCUGAUAAUGAUUGUAUGCUGAAUGACCUCGAGAACCUACAACCAGGACUAGUAACCAGCAGACAUGACAAAGUAAGCAUGAAAGUGAAAAAGACCGAAGGUGAGGCCUUCUUAUUUGAAGAGGAUAACACCCUGAGGACUGAACCCACACAUAGCGAGGCUAAACUGGAAGCUGUUGAAAUUGGAGAGCCACAGGUGGACAGAGAUAGAAGGACUCCUACCAUUUCCUCUAAUCCUGGGAGGCCAAAUGUUCUAACUAAUGAACUAGGAGAGAGGGGGACUAAUGUCAAGGAGGAUCAAGUGAUAUUUGACAAGGAAGAAGGGAAAGACAAAUUCAUGCCUUCACAAGUGGUAAGGGAGUUGAAUGAAAGAGAAAGGAACACGGGAACUGAUCAGCCAACUGUCUUUGAUGGAAAAAGAAAUGCACAAAGCACAGUUCAGAAGGUUAGCACUAGACAAAACACUGAAAGAAAAGAGAAGAAUAUGACUGAAAUCCUCGCACCAGAAGAGAGAGAGAGAGAAAGGAUAAAAAGAGAAAGAGAGCUGGAAAUGGACCGCCUGCGAAAGCUGGAGGAAGAAAGGGAAAGGGAGAGGGAAAGGGAGAAGGACCGAAUGGCUGUUGAUAGAGCAACUCUUGAAGCUCGUGAUAGGGCAUUUGCUGAAGCCCGUGAGAGAGCAGAAAGGGUUGCGGUGGAGAGAGCAACUGCUGAAGUUAGACAACGAGCAAUGACAGAGGCCCGAGAAAGAUUAGAAAAAGCAUCUGCAGAGGCUAGAGAGAGGUCUUUAGCUGAGAAGGCUUCUACGGAGGCCAGGCUCAGGGCAGAGCGUGCUGCAGUAGAAAGAGCUACUGCAGAGGCCCGAGAACGUGCCUUCCAAAAAGCAAUGGCUGAGAAGGCCACUUUUGAGGCACGAGAACGUGUUGAAAGACCAAUUGCUGAUAAGUCAUCUGGUUCUUACAAGAACGGUGGAAUGAGACAAACCUCUUCAGUUUCUGACAUGCAAACUCAGGGUGUUGGGUCUGCUGGUGUGUCCAUUUAUUCCUACUCUGCAGUUCAUGGUGGAGUUGAAGGUGAAUCACCUCAGAGGUGUAAGGCUAGGUUAGAGAGGCAUCGGAGAACUGCUGAACGUGCGGCAAGAGCUCUAGCAGAGAAGAACAUGCGUGAUCUUCUUGCUCAAAGAGAGCAAGCAGAAAGAAAUAGAUUGGCUGAAAUGCUUGAUGCUGAGGUGAGGAGAUGGUCAAGUGGGAAAGAAGGGAACCUCCGUGCAUUGCUUUCAACCUUGCAAUAUAUCCUUGGGCAUGAUAGUGGGUGGCAGCCAAUUCCAUUAACUGAAGUUAUAACUUCCGCAGCUGUUAAGAAAGCUUACAGGAAAGCCACCCUAUGUGUUCAUCCUGAUAAAUUACAACAACGGGGUGCAAGUAUUCAGCAAAAAUACAUAUGCGAAAAAGUUUUUGAUCUUCUUAAGGAAGCGUGGAACAAGUUCAACUCAGAGGAGCGGUAGUUGGACUUUACUUGUCCGGCAAAGGCUGCACAAUUGUAGUUAUGUAGUUACACAGCAAAUCGUGUAAUUGAUUGUUCAAGUAAAUAACACUAAAUCAGCUAGAAAUCUUGUAGUUCCUUCUUCCAGUUCUGAAUUGGUCAUGUUGUAAAGCUUAAGGCUUAAGCUUUGAGAGGACUUGGCGGGAAAGGGACAGGUGAAAGGGUGAGAAAGUCUACUCUUUGACCUCAUUACUGCCACAACCUUAACAGAUCAAAAAAUCUUUGAUGAUUUACUAUGUUUAGAUCUCAGUCCAUCCAUAAUAUUUUGCUGGAGGAAUGAACAGUUUGAGGUGAAUUCCGUCAUUUACUCACCACUGCAUUUGGGAAUCUCAAUCUGGUGGUCAACAUGCUUUUCCAUUCCUGUUUCUUGUCUCCUAGAAUUUGAGCACGUGCAUUUUAAGGUUGUCUCGAAACAAGACAUUGCUUACCAAUAGGGUGGCAGCCAUGAGAGUUUGACAUGUUUUGAAAAAAAAGAGGUCUCAAGUUGAAGUUCUUUUAUGAGCAGCUUCUCUUUGUAUGCUUGGCUUAGUCUGUCAUGUGGUUUAAGGAUGAAGGGGUAAUGAUAUUGUCAUUAAAAUUUAGUAGAAAAUAUUGUAGGCUUCAUAGAUGGCACUUAGAAGCUGUGAAUCUAGGCCUGAUGGGUUUAGGGUGUGGCUUUUGUUUUUGUUGAAAGAUUUUAAUAUUGAUCAUCGUGAUCUGGUAGAGUUGUUUUGUGAAAAUGUAUCAGCAUUUACACAUUUCCAGAAAUCCCAUAUUUCAUGGAAGGACCAAACAUAUAGAAUUGGAUUGCCAUUUUAUCAGGGAAGAGGUCAUGUCUGGAAUAAUCAAGCCAAUGCAUUUGAAGACAGAUCAGCAACUGGGAGGCAUUCUCACAAAAGCUCUACAUCUACAUCUGGCUCAGUUCAAUUAUGGUUGAGCAAGAUGAGCAUUCUUGACGUAUGUGCACACCCUGAGAGGGAGUGGUAACAGAAAGCUGAGCUGGAAGAAAUUAGUUAGCUAAUGUCUGUAAUUAAUUAGUUAACAAAUUAGUUAGAUGGUUAGCUUUCUUUAUAAUUUUCUUUCUGACAUCAACAUAUCCUGUAUAUAUAUAAGCUUGCAGUUGAAUCAUAGAAGAAGUGAUGAAUCAUUUUUCCUGAUUACACAAUCUGUUACAAGGGGGGUUAAGCUUUCUCUUGUUACAUAGAUAACCCAUGGACUUUAGACUUACAUAUGUUGAAUAUUAAGCAAAUGAAAUGAGUAUUUCUUGUUGAUCAGUGUACAGUUUUUACAUUUUUUCAUGUCUGAUUUCAAAUAAUCAUCUUUAAUAUCUUUUUGUUGGUUUGAAAGAGCAGAUAACAAAAUUCUCUUGGUUUUGUGCGUUUUCCCUUAGAUCUCUUUGACAUGCCUAUUCUUUUUUAUU
This is a messenger RNA of Diospyros lotus (date-plum), 6007 nucleotides long. Its product is annotated as auxilin-like protein 1. The transcript has 8 exons. The coding region runs from base 179 to 4570 and encodes 1463 amino acids. Gene Ontology annotation, cellular component: intracellular membrane-bounded organelle; cytoplasm; vesicle. The record is from RefSeq and is a predicted model, not a curated record. Gene Ontology annotation, biological process: clathrin coat disassembly; clathrin-dependent endocytosis. Lineage: Eukaryota; Viridiplantae; Streptophyta; Magnoliopsida; Ericales; Ebenaceae. Gene Ontology annotation, molecular function: clathrin binding.